Molecule: messenger RNA, 784 nt
Organism: Capsicum annuum
Lineage: Eukaryota; Viridiplantae; Streptophyta; Magnoliopsida; Solanales; Solanaceae
Product: acanthoscurrin-2
Exons: 2
Coding region: 48-623 (191 amino acids)
Source: RefSeq, a predicted model, not a curated record
UGUCUCACUUUCUACAUCCUUUAUUUUCAAGUAUCAUAAGGAAAAAAAUGGGUUCCAAGGCAUUUCUGAUUCUUGGCCUUUUUUUGGCCAUUUUUGUAAUGAUAAGCUCUGAGGUUUUAGCCAGAGAGUUGGUUGAGACUUCCACCAAUACUUUAGAAGAGGACACAAAGAAAUUCAAUAACAAGUAUGGGGUACAAGAAACCCAAUUUGGCGGGUACCCUGGUGGUGGCGGAUAUCCUGGUGGCGGCCACGGUGGUGGUGGAUACCCUGGAGGCGGAUAUCCUGGUGGUGGUGGAUAUCCUGGCGGUGGCGGUGGUGGUGGUGGAUACCCUGGUGGCGGUGGUGGUGGUGGCCGUGGUGGUGGUGGAUACCCUGGUGGCGGUGGUGGUGGUGGAUAUCCUGGCGGUGGCCGUGGUGGUGGUGGAUACCCUGGUGGCGGUGGUCGUGGUGGAUAUCCUGGUGGCGGCCAUGGUCGUGGUGGAUACCCUGGUGGCGGCCGUGGUGGUGGUGGUGGAUACCAGGGAGGCGGUGGCCACGGUGGUGGUAGAUACUCCGGCGGUGGACGUGUUGGUGGCGGCGGCCGCGGUGGAGGUGGUGGUGGUGGCCGCAAGUGCUGCUCUUAGAUACAAAAGUGGCUAGUAAUAUACAAUGGCCUUGUACUAAAGUGGCAAGAUGUAGUAGUAAUAUUCUUGCUACUACUUGUAGAAUUAUUAUGAAAUAAAAGUGUCAUCAUGCAUGCAAUGUUUGUUAAUUAUAUGGUAAUAUUUUCCCUUUGGUGUCAUCA